This is a messenger RNA of Mercenaria mercenaria, 5650 nucleotides long. Its product is annotated as multiple epidermal growth factor-like domains protein 10. Gene Ontology annotation, molecular function: scavenger receptor activity. The transcript is spliced from 20 exons. Bases 59 to 2722 code for a protein of 887 amino acids. The record is from RefSeq and is a predicted model, not a curated record. NCBI's taxonomy places the organism in Eukaryota, Metazoa, Mollusca, Bivalvia, Venerida, Veneridae.
AUUUUGUACAACUAAUGUUUAAAGUUUUCAGUAAGGUAUAGCCCAUCGGAAAGUAGGAAUGGCGACGUGUUUCAAAAUUAAAAACGGAUUUAUUUUUGCCUUAUUGUUUUUUUGCUUUAAAGGUUCAGACACACAGUGUAGUUCUAGCCACCAUUUUGGACCAAACUGUGACAUCGAGUGUCAUUGCAUGAAUAAAGAACAGUGUGACAGCAGCACAGGAAACUGUCCCUCGGGUUGUGACUUUGACUGGGUAGGACCUGGAUGUCAAAGUAGCAAUAUAGUACCUGCAGGACAGACGGAUGAACGUGAAAUGGUGACACGCCAAGAAAGUAACAUACCUCAGUUACGAAUUGCUUCGCUAGCUGUCGAUAGGGAUUUAUCCACAUGUAGUCAAACAAACUAUGCAAACAUGUCAAAGGACAUCCCUUGGUGGAAACUCUGGCUUAAAGAUAAUUUUAAGUACAAAAUAAGGAAGAUCUCUAUUGUUACAAACAACGAAUCCUUAGAUUAUUUUAAGAAUUUUGAGGUUAUGGUUGAAAAUCAAACAUUCGCUAACAGAUAUGGAAAUAGCUUCACUGGACAAGAAGUGUGUUACAAACAUGACAUUUCCUCAUCGAGAACAACGAAUAUUGAUGUAACAUGUAACAAACCAAUUUUCGGAAAUCAGCUCAGAAUUCGACUUGCAACUAAGGGUACACAACUUGUCUUGUGCGAUGUCAGAAUAUAUGGAGAGUGUUCUGAUGGAACAUUUGGUGUCAGUUGUACAGAGAAAUGCAGUACGUAUUGCAAAGAUGUCUGUAAUAAAAAUUAUGGAACUUGCUCUUCGUGUUCGCCCGGAUGGACGGGAACUAGUUGCAACCAAGUAUGUUCUGGUGGAAAAUAUGGUGAAAACUGUACCAAUAAUUGUAGCGGAUUCUGCUUAAAUGGCACUGCCUGUAGGAAGACAGAUGGUAUUUGUGUUGGUGGAUGUAAGCCGGGAUACAGAGGAGAAAAAUGCGACAUAGAAUGUCAAGAUGGUUUUUAUGGCGCAAAUUGCACGCGCAACUGUAGCUCGCAUUGCUUGAACGGUGCACUGUGUUUGCAUACAAAUGGUACCUGUGCGAAUGGAUGUGAUCCGGGGUGGACUGGCGACACGUGCAAGAAUGAAUGUCAAGAUGGUUCUUAUGGCACAAAUUGCACGCGCAACUGUAGCACGCAUUGUUUGAAUGGUACACUGUGUUUACAUACAAAUGGUACCUGUCCGAAUGGAUGUGAUCCAGGAUGGAGUGGUGACACGUGCAAGAAUGAGUGUAAGAAUGGAACAUAUGGACGAAACUGUAGCUAUACUUGUAGUGGACAUUGUCUGUACGAUUCAACAUGCAGACCUACAGACGGUUAUUGCUUGUCAGGUUGCAAAGAAGGGUGGACAGGGGACAGUUGUCACGAUAAAUGUCAAGAUGGUUUUUAUGGCGCAAAUUGCACGCGCAACUGUAACACGCAUUGCUUGAAUGGCACACUGUGUUUACAUACAAAUGGUACCUGUGCGAAUGGAUGUGAUCCGGGAUGGAGUGGUGACACGUGCAAGAAUGGAUGCGUUGAUGGCAAAUAUGGUAGAAACUGUGUAUACAGUUGCAGUGGUAAUUGCAGAAAUAACUCUGUUUGCAGUAAAGAGGAUGGUAGCUGCAGCCAAGGUUGUAAGGCAGGUUACACAGGACAGGGAUGCAACGAAAAAUGUCGAGACGCAACAUAUGGUGCAGAUUGUACCUCCAGCUGUAGUGUACAUUGUCUAAAUGGCGCAGUUUGCCUGCAUACAAAUGGUUCCUGUACAAAUGGGUGUGAACCAGGAUGGACUGGAGACACCUGUACAGAUGUAUGUGUUGAUGGAUAUUAUGGACACGAAUGUAUGCAAAAAUGUACUACAAAUUGUGUUGGAGGAUAUUUAAACUGCGACAACGUCUUUGGAUCGUGUAUGUCUGGAUGUAUAGCUGGUUGGAUGGGACGCAAAUGUGAUGAAGCAUGUCCAACAGGACGCUGGGGGAUAAAUUGCGCAAACUCCUGCGGAAAUUGUAUAUCAGGAAAUUGCCAACAUACAGAUGGUGUUUGUGAUGGAGGUUGUGCUGCAGGAGUAAAAAACACUCCUCACUGUGACGAAGAAUGCGGAGAUGGAAGAUGGGGUGAAAACUGCAAACGAACAUGUUUGACAUGCCGUAAUGAAACGUGCAACAGAAUUAGCGGGGCUUGUUAUAGCCAGUGUAAACCUGGUUUCAAACAAACAGAAUACUGUGAUCAAGAAUGCAGCAGUGGAUGGUAUGGAUUAAACUGUUCUGAAGAAUGUAAUCGUAAUUGCAAGGACGUUACAUUCUGCAGGAAGACGGACGGGUCAUGUAUAGAAUGCAAACUUGGAAUGGAGGGGAAACUUUGUGACAAGGUUUCAGCUGUUAAGCAGGCGGAAAAGAUGACGCAUAUUUCUGGAGAAGGUAUUGCAGCGAUUGCUGUAACUGUUAUUGUUCUGGUUUUCUUUGGCGUUGUUGUUGCGGUAUUCAUUACAAGGAAAAGGCUGCUAAUGCACAUACAUGGAAAUCACAAUAAAUUUGAAAAUGAACCCGUCUCCUACGCAAAUGUGUUAGCUGCAGAUCCUCUUUCGACCGUUCUGAAAACGUCGGAAUCGAACCUGAAUGUGGAAAUGGAGAAUGUUUACGACGCCAUAGAAAGGACAAGCGGUAUUGAACAUACCUACGAGUAAUAAUGGUGCAGGAAGCAAUCUAAGAUUUUACACAAAAACGUUUUCUGAAACAUAUUGACAAUGUGUGAACUAAACUAGUUUUGCUAAUGUUUAUCAACGUUGAUCCAUGUGGUAGCAUAUAUUUUGAAUACAUAUGCCAGAGACAAAAAGUUGAAAAAUUAUCAGUCAGCUGACACUAUUGGCUUGUCCUUUCAUAUUUUAAUUUUGUCAUUAUUAAUAUGAUAUCUACUAAUUCUAUGUUCGUUUCGAUGCUAAAAUAUGUAUAAACUGCAUGUGCAUACGCUGUAAAUGUUUAGACGCUGUCGAAUCUACAAACUAAACAUCCACUUGCUAUUGGACCAUUGGUUUCUGUUAAUGAACUCUAAUUUUUCAUUAUUAUAGAACGACUGAUAAAAGCUUUUAACGCACAUAUACCGCGCACGAUUGUCUAGUGGUUAACGCAUCUGUAUUGGAAAAGAAAUAUCUAAGUCCGAGCUCUGUUUUCAUCAGUUCUGUUGUGACCGAGUCGCGAGCCGCCAUGUGAUUAAAUAAUGGUUAACAAAUUAUCUCCCUGUCUGGAUCUGGUAUAUAAAGACGAGAUUUUCGAGGUGCACGGGAGAGAGGAGUCUCAUAAGCCAAAAUGACUUACCCUUUCCAAAAGGGAUGACAUUAUAAUGAACAUACGUUUUACAUUUAGAUUUUUAUUGGGACUGAACAAUGAUACCGUAGUGAUACAUUUGUUCACGUAUACUACAGUUCUACAGUUGGAUAUUAUUUUGAUUUUGCUAAUACUCAAUAAAUGAUACACUACACCACAAAUAAUUAAGUAAAUGAAAUGUACAGGAUUGCGGAUGUACACGAAUUAACAUUAACUUUUUACAGCAAUAUUAAUACGAAAUAGUCCAGCUACAAUAUUUCGAAAUGCUGUAGCAUUUUUUCGUGACGUUGCAGUUGGAGUUCUUUAAUGCAUAAAACGGUAUUUGAUAAUGCAGACUUUACUUUGCUCUUGUGUUUCACACCUCAGGAUAUAAAGAAUUUAACAGUUGUGUGCAUAUGUAAUUUGGAAUCACAUAGAUAAGUAAUAAAAGUGAAUUCUUUAAAGAGUUUCUCUGCUUGUGUACAUUUAAUGCUGUUUUAUACUUCCUUCACCAUUAUAUAUAUUUACAUGUUUAUGGCGUACAUGAUUUGAAGUGCAAUUCUGCAGUAAUAUAUUUGUAGUUUGAGAAUUAAACACUCCGAACCAUGUAAAGUAUGAUACAAUUAAGAGUAUGACAAAAUACAAAAUAAUGCUGCCUUUCUAAAUAUAUCUUAAAUGUAUGUUCGGAAGAGCAAUCAAAAAUCGUUGUAGAACUGUUUGGGUAAGACUAAGUUCCCAUUCUUGUAAGAUGUGUACAUUCAGAUUAAUAUACCAAUGAACGUCUUAAAACAGCCUUUUGUGAAGUAUUUUACACUUUUCUAUUAAGAAACAAUACCUACACAUUUGUAGACUUACAAAUCUGUUGAGAUCAAGUACUCUGUAAUAAAGUUUAUUCUUUCUUCAUACUGACACUGAUAUUUUCUAAGAAUACCAUUUUCUCUCUAGGCUCAUCUCAACAGUCUAGUUUAACUGUAUAUGAAAGAUUUGUUUUAAACAUGCACAGAUAUUAGACAGUAUAUCCGUACAGACAGUUAGGUCUAGUUAGAGUAAUGGCAGACCCGUUCAGAUGCAAUAUAUGGACCAGACGCAAUUAAAAGAAUAUGUGCAUAUUAAGUAGAUAUAUACAAUUAGGGAGAAAGAACAAAUUAAUUUAGUGUUUCCUCUUUACUGUCUAUCAUGCAUGCAUGCAUAUAUGUAAUUAAUAAGGGUUAUCAGUCGACUACUAAGUUGCUUUCUCUUACCGUUUAUUAUUCAGGUAUGUAGAUAUAAUAUACAAUCUAAUUUCUUCCCCUUCUCGCCAUCUAUUAUUCAAUGCGACAAAGAAUCAACUACUCAGUUUCUAGCCCCUUUCAAAUGUGUAUCAUUCAGGUGUGUAGAUAUACGUCAGUUUAAUGUUCUAAGUACACCGUGUAUUAUCUAAAUGCAAUUUCAAAGGUGGAUUAAGGCUUGCUUAAGGUAAAUGAAAAUAUUUUUGGUAUCUCAGUUCUGUAUAUGAAACAAUCUGAACAGGGGUCUCCGUGGCCGAGUGGUUGAGGUCGCUGACUUUGAAUCGCUGGCUCCUCACCGAUGCGGGUUCGUGCCUCAUUCGGUACGUUGAAUUUUGCGUUUGAGGAAGCCACCCAGCUGGCUUAUGGGCAGUCGGUGGCUCUACCCAGGUGACUGCUCGUGAUAAAAUAAUGCACAGAAGAACACCUCAUCCAAGCUGGAAAGCCGCCAUAUGACCUAUGAUUGCGACGUUAAAUCCCACUAAAACGGAACAAUCCUAGAAAUGUUUGCACGCAUCAGAUUUAAAUUAGCGAAUGUGAAAAUCGGUUAAUUCGUGCUUAACUUACGUAUCAGUGAUUUUGAUUUUGAGCAUAAACAUGAGAAUUUGAUAUUGUGAAAUAUAAUUAAUAUAGACUAGUAUUUGUUCGAUUUAUUUAAUUUCUUUAAGUUUGUAAUUAGAAAAAAAAAGUGUAUACAGAGUAUAGGAGGGGAAGAGCCAACUAGUUAAAUUUUUCCCAAUUACCCCAAAGUAGAUUCCAAGUUGCAGGAAAAUAUUAGUCAUAGUCUAUUACUUUUCAAGUAUAUUUAGAGUUCUAUUCAUACAAAUAAAUAAGAAGGCAAAUAACAAACUACUAGUAGUAUGUUUCUUUUUCUCAUGUAUGUAUAGUUACUAUUGGUAAGUCUUGCUGAUCUGUUUCUUACUCUUCGUCGUCUUAUUUACAGAUUUACUUAAGGGAUAAAAUGUUAUCAUUCUUAUUAAAGGAACCAUUUCAUGUUUUAUAUGUAAAUAUUAGAAUAAAUGUUGUAAUAAAAUUUAUGAAAAGAUC